AUGGCGCCCGAUAGGGGGAUUGAAGAGGCGAUCUCGUCACUCGAUCUUGGAACCUUUCAUGACAAAAAUGUCACCGAGGGAAAAUCUGCCGCGGAGACAAUCCCACCUCACCUGUCGCAUGACCCUGCGACGAAUGCGAAACAAUCACAACCUUUCCAGUUCGGACAGCGAUUUUUGUCCGAGGACGAUGAUGUCUUUGCCUACAAUGCAUGGGAUCAUGUGGAGCCUGACACGGCCCAUUACGAGUACUGCGAGACCCAAUAUGCUGCGCAACGCGCUUCUCCUGUCUCGGACUUUGACAGGGCACGCUUCAACGAACGCCCUGAGAAAUGGUGGGACCUGUUCUACAAGCAAAAGACAAGCACAUUCUUCAAGGACCGAAAGUGGCUUGUUCAAGAAUUUCCUGUCCUGGGCGAGGUUACGAAGCCAGAUGCUGGUAAGAAAGUAGUUCUCGAAAUCGGCGCGGGAGCGGGAAACACGGCGUUUCCAAUCCUGAGACUGAAUGAAAACCCGGACUUGAAGCUAUUUGCGGUGGACUUCAGCAAAAAGGCGGUCGAAACAAUGAGGAGCGCAAACGAAUACGCAGAGUCAAACGGUGUCAUGGUGGCUGAGGUCUGGGAUGUAGCCGAUGAAACCCUGCCGCCAGGUGUAGACGAAGGGAGCGUGGACGUGGUGAUCAUGAUCUUCAUCUUCUCGGCCUUGAAUCCGAGGCAGUGGCAACAGGCUCUGGUCAACAUUCAGCGAGUGCUCAAGCCAGGAGGGGAAGUAUUGUUCAGAGACUAUGGCCGCGGAGAUCUCGCACAAGUACGCUUCAAGGCUGGUAGAUGGAUGGAGGAUAAUUUCUAUGUUCGUGGAGACGGCACCAGAGUAUAUUUCUUCGAAAAGGAGGAACUGGAAACGAUCUGGGGUGGAGCCUUCGACAUAUGCAAUCUGGAUGUGGAUCGUCGACUAAUCGUCAACCGUCAACGGCGCAUCAAAAUGUACCGAUGCUGGAUUCAAGGACGGUUUCGAAAGAAGGAGUGUACUUGA
This is a messenger RNA of Fonsecaea nubica, 1029 nucleotides long. RefSeq lists its product as hypothetical. The transcript has a single exon. NCBI's taxonomy places the organism in Eukaryota, Fungi, Ascomycota, Eurotiomycetes, Chaetothyriales, Herpotrichiellaceae. The coding region runs from base 1 to 1029 and encodes 342 amino acids. The record is from RefSeq and is a predicted model, not a curated record. Gene Ontology annotation, molecular function: tRNA (cytidine-N3)-methyltransferase activity.